This is a messenger RNA of Portunus trituberculatus (swimming crab), 7939 nucleotides long. Its product is annotated as homeotic protein ultrabithorax-like. Gene Ontology annotation, molecular function: RNA polymerase II cis-regulatory region sequence-specific DNA binding; DNA-binding transcription factor activity, RNA polymerase II-specific. Lineage: Eukaryota; Metazoa; Arthropoda; Malacostraca; Decapoda; Portunidae. The transcript is spliced from 5 exons. Bases 995 to 1987 code for a protein of 330 amino acids. Gene Ontology annotation, biological process: anterior/posterior pattern specification; negative regulation of transcription by RNA polymerase II. The record is from RefSeq and is a predicted model, not a curated record. Gene Ontology annotation, cellular component: nucleus.
GUCCCCACCGCCCGCCCCGCGCGCACCCACACCUCACGCCGCCACCACCACCACGCACCGGGCCAGUCGCUAGCGUGGUGCCCCUCAGUGAACACAACCUCUCUCAGUGUCAAGUGCCCAGUGAGUGCCGGUGGCCUUACCGUGCCAGUGACUAACACCCUGGAUCCUUGCCCACUACUGUACAAGCUUACUCCUUCAGCAGGAUUACUCACGCCUGUCCUCCCGUGUUAGUGGAGGAACCUGUACACACUAUAUAUGAUGAUAUAUUACAAUAUAUUUUGAUAGUGUUUUUCGUAUUUCGCUACCCAAAGUACUUUCCAAAUAGUUAUAAGAAAUUAUCAAAGAAAUCUUCCGUGAAAUUUAGGAAGUAUUUUGUAUGUGUCAUUGGUUCCCUCUUAAUAUGUGGAUAGAUAAGAGGAUAUUGAGUGGUUCAUGUCAGUAAAGUGAACCAAAUUUGCCUGCCCGUGUGAGAUCCCAGCUCGCUUGUGAUAAGUGUGAGGGAAACUGAGAAGUCACAGUAGGAGUUACUGUGCUCUGGAAAAUUAUAAAACGAGAGAAAAAAAAAAUUGAAGUGCGUCUUAAAAUUUCCUAAAAGUGUAAAUAAAAGUGACGUAUAUAUAUUCUUAAGUCAAUGGCAAUACCCACAAGUGCUUUUUUUUAAGUGUUUACAAGUAAGUGGUGCUCAAAAGUGGCCCAGAAAGUAGGUCAUAAGUUGAUCUCCAAAGUGGCUCCCAUCAGUGGCCUGCAAUACCCUCCUGAGCAGCCCGCCACCGUGGCUCGGGAUCGAGGCCUCGCAGUGGACUCAAUAAGUGUAUCCGUCGUGAGUCGGAUUCGUGGGACGGUGUGUGUUGUUAGUGCACGGAGAUAAUAUCUGAAAGGGGAGGGAGACUCCUUGUCAUGCACAUCAGGAAAUGCCAUGCAAUUUUGAGGAACACGCUUUUGUAAUCUCCCCAAGAACCCAGCGGUGCCCUCGACCCCACUGCGAAUGUGAAGGAUGGAAGUCGUACGUGAGGUGUCACAGCUGCUUCCCAUGCACGACAAAACGGUUGGUUGCGAGCUGGCCGGCGGUCUGCCUGACGCCGCCCCCCAACACAGCACCGUGGCUGCCAACUCGGCCCCCCUGGCGGCCUACCCGCCCGCCCCAGAUAUGUCCCACAUGGCCUCCUACUACAACGCCUAUCCGGACUACCGGCCGCCCCACCCGCCCGAUGAAUAUCCGGGCGCGCCGGGCGGCCAGGGCGGAGGCGGGGCCGGCGGGGGUCACUGCGGCCAGGAGUACGACCCCCGAAUGCCCCCGACGCACCCGUACUACACCCAACAAGGCUACCCGCGCUACCCGCCCUACGACAGACUCAUGAACACUUAUUACAACGCGCAGACACCUCAGCACCCGCACACUCCGCACGGCAUGCAGCCCCACGAGGCCCAUGAUUAUCGCGACCCCUCGCCGGCCGCGCCCACCUGCAUGGGCCAGCAGGCCUCCCCGCCUGUGCAGCAGUACUCCUCCUGCAAAAUGGCGGGGCAGGGGCCUCCUCAGCAACCUCAGCAGCCACAGCAACAGCAGGCACAGCAACAACCCCAGGGGAUGGACCCCAAUGGCGGCCCCCCCCAGGAUACCUCCCUCCACAUGGCCGCCCAGGACCACCAGGGCUGGCCGGCACAACAGCAGCCACAACAACAACAAAACGCCUCCUCUGCUCUCCCGUCUCCCCUCUACCCAUGGAUGAGAAGUCAAUUUGAGCGGAAGCGUGGGCGACAGACUUACACGCGGUACCAAACGCUCGAGCUAGAAAAGGAAUUCCACUUCAACCGCUACCUGACGCGGCGGCGGAGGAUAGAGAUCGCCCAUGCCCUCUGCCUCACCGAGCGACAGAUCAAAAUAUGGUUCCAGAAUCGAAGGAUGAAAUGGAAGAAAGAGAACAAGAGCAAAGUGGAGAAUGGGAACAGCCUUUCAGAAACGCCGACCCCCACGUCCCCCUCGCAGUGACCUAUGUGCUGUGGCUCGGGUUGCCAAAUAAUGACCUAGAGUAUACUAGGGUGUGCAAAGUGCCAGUGAAGAGUGUGUGACCCAUUUUAUACUGGAUAAUUAAGUGCUAUUUUACAUAGUUUACGUGUACGUGCUCCUUAUGUACAGUGCAUCUCCAAAUAUUGGCAAAUGUUCUACUGAAUAAACCAGUGACUCUCUGUAAGCCGCGGUGGCGUCCCGUGAAGGCGUCAUAGUGUAAAGUGUAUUCUGUGUUAUAUUGGUGUUCAAGCCGGGAAACAGCCUACCAGUGCCAGUACCAAGAAGAUAUAAAAAAAAAAGGGGGCUUCGGUAGCCGGGUGCAGCAGUGACGUGGCACUCUCCUAUUGGUGUAAAUCUUUUUUGAGUUAGCAGUGACUUCAAAAUUUACAACCACCGUUUGACAGUACCCUCAUCAGCAAAGACUACAAUCAUUCCAAGAUCCAGAUGAGUAAACUUUUCUUUUCGUAAAUUCCUUUUUGACAAACAGCCUGUAAGCCCCCCCUCCCUUCCACCACCAACACCGCCAACUACUACCACGACCACCACCACCACCAUCACAACCACCCCAGCUCCCCCGCCAACCUGUCAGGCGCCAGACCCCUCGCUAGCCACUACCAAAAACUUAAGGAGAAUCUAGCUGUUUAAAGUCGACGUAACGUUUCCAGUUGCUUCUCCUACUCUGGUAUUGUUUGUAUAAAAUAAGAGUUUCGAUACAAAAUUGUAAUGUUUCCCUACUAGGAACAACCCAGUAUAUCUUAUAUAUGCUAGAUUGUAGCGGAGGUGAAACUUAAAACUAGAUGUUAUUGACUACUACUACUACUAGUAUACCACACAGGUUACAAAUGAUCAGAGGAAAUGGUUCUUUUCUUUUUUUUUCUUUUUUUUUUAUUUAGCGAGGUGAUCCAAUGACAUGGAUGGACCACCUAUGUAGUGCGUAGUACGGUGAUGGUUCGACUGAAGAGACGGUGUGUGUCUCGUGAGCGCAUGCCCUUUCAUCCAGUCGAAUCAUUGAUUUAUAUAUAAAAAUGAAAUUCAGGUGGCCCCCUACAGAAAAGAUGGUUUCCAAGACAACUCUGGCCCAUCUCUGUAGAAACUUUACACGAAACACCAGAACAAACCAGGUCCGUCAGUGUGGGUGUACUCUCUACACAGAUGGCCCAUCUUCGGAGUCGGUCCCUCGAUCCAGAUGCUCGCUCUCCGGGAGGAAUAGUUGUAUGGGCAAACCUGAAACCAGUCCAUAUCACACCAAGUAUCCACAUCUCUCGUGCUCAAUGAUAUUUUGUAACUUUUGUCCUUCGUUUGGGUGUAUCGUCACCCUGUUGUUUAGAAUUGCUGCGUCGGUCAAGCGCCAGAAGUUGUUGCCCAUACACUGCUAUUCUACCGACCGCGCGUUGAGGCUUGUGAAGGACGGGUACUAAAAGAGACUCAACUCUGGAAGGCUGCGGUGCUGUGAGACCCGCGAGGAAGCCUUAUGAACUAGACAUAAAGUGUCCCUGUCAUGUAUACUGUUGCCACCUUAAGGGACCCAAUAACUUCUUUCUUAGUGGGGACAUAGGACCUGAUGUUUGAUGCCCAUCCGUCACUCCCUAUGAUGGAUGCUGGAAUUAAUCACCAUCCAUGUGUUCAGCAUCUGCCUUCCCCUCCCCCUCUCUGUCUCCCACUUUGUCUCCUUCUCAAUGACCUCCACUUUCCUUCACCUCCUUUCCUUCCUUGUGCUCCUCCACUCCCCAAUACCGACGCCAAAUCAUCUAUUUCCAUCCAGUAUAUUUUUUAAAAUGAGUUUGUACUCGAAAACUGUACCUUCCAAAGCUGAGUCUACAUAAUUUAUAUAGUUAGAAUGUAGAAUGAACCAGGUCUGGACGGUGGGGUAUCUUCUUGUUGUGGUUCCGGGGUGGAGAGAACUCACAUCCUCUGGCGGCACUUGGGAGGAACUAAAACAUUAAUCAUAUUACCAAACGUGGAGAAACUUUACUUAUUUGCGCAUCAGUAAGCUCACGUCCGCUAUUCGGUUAAGCGUCGUCAGGGUCAUCUAUUGUUUGUUGCUUAUCUGCAUCACGUGCCAGCCUCCCAGGUGGUGCCGAGGGUUGUGGAUGAGACUGGACUCCGCAGGUAAAGAAAGAGACAGAAGGGAAUAGCGAAGCGAAAAAAAAGUUAACGCUGAUUUUCAGAGUUUCAACUUUACGUAUCGUUCAUUGAGUUAAAAUCCUCUUCACUGCUAAAAGGAGUUUGUCCGUCUCUACAACAUCCUCGUUUUCGAACCCUCAGUUAUUUUAGAAUUUACUUCUUGGAGAAAUGGAGAAAAGCAAAAAGAUAAAAGGACAAGAGAAUAUCGGCAUCAUCUAAUAUAAUAAUGUGAAGAAAAAUCAAGUGUUUUAUGGUCUCCUGUCCGGGCGGAAGUAGAGUGUAACCAUCUGGCUUUACUGUGCAUGUUGGGAAAGGUUUAGUUUCCCACGACGAACACACAAAAAGUUCUUAAACUGCACAGAAUAUUCAACAGACGGGUGUUAGGUCCGUGCAAUAGGAGUAUACUCUUUUGUAAACUUUAAGGCAGAGUAACUUAGGAUUAUUUUUAGGAAUGCUCCAUUUUUUUCCCUCCUCCGAUCCGUUGUUGCCCUUCAGGGGUCCCCUUUAGGAGUGUCAGCAAGCGACCAGGUGCGGGGUUCUUCCUGAGUUGUUCUGCCACACCUCCAGGAGUCUGUCCUUAAUACCUUCCUGGAGGAUGUCUUGUCUUCUUUUCAUAUAGAUAUAUAUACAUAUAUCAUCACUUUUAAAGUAGGGACUUCAUAAUUGAGUGGUCUGAAAAGAAGGUCAGACCUCGUCCAACUACCAUUGGCUCAUACAAACAACAGCAAAAAGUGUACAAUUAAUUGUAAAUUAAUGUGGGGAGAGAGAUCACAGUUCUAUUUUUUCAAGGCGUUGCAUAUUCACUCACCCCAGCCUAAUGCAUACAGUGGAGGAACUAUUUUGGACAAAGCCAUUUUUUUCACCUGCGAGAAACACUGUGGAGGUGUUUCGUAAUGUAUACGAUCUAUAGUUCGGCAUAUUCUCAUCUCUGGAUUGGCUUUGAGAAUUGUUUGUAUAAUGUCUGGUAGGUCUGGUAUCUUGGUGUCUUGUCGUAGUGCGUGUUGACAUGGAGGAGAUUUGAGAGAACAACAAAAAAUCAUAACCAACCAUCACAACCGAGAGCAUGACAGAAGUAAAUUCAGGGAUUAGCUGCACGAACACUGUACCAAACCAACUUGUUCCUUUGUCGUAAGGCCACCGAUUAUGACCCAGACUUGCAGGUACCUGAGAGGAUCCCGCCCCUCCCUCUCGGGGUGGUGCGUGACCCUCCCCGGUGCCGGCUGCUUCUUCAGUCCACUGUCGCUGGUAUUGACAUUUCUUGCCUGUUAUUUGUUUUAGUUUUGCAAAAAAAAAAAAAAAAAAUAACAUAAAUAAAUAAAUUGCUCAUAAAGUAAGUGUCGCAGAACGCCAUUGCAAAUAAAACCAACAUCCCACCUGCAAAAUUAAUUACUUAUAACUCCUUCCUGUGUUUACAUUUCGGUUAUGUCCCCCUUUUGCACUGCAUCUGAAAGCCAAUCAAUCGCCAUUCAUCACAAAAGCUAGCAGAGAAAAAAAUAUCACAAGCAAAAAAAAAAAACCCAACGCAUCAGCCAUGAUCACGACGCGUUUUUGCGAGCAGCCAAACAAUGAUGUACCUAAGUUAGCAUGUGGAUCUCGUUCGACUCUCUCUGUACGUAACUGCAGCUGCUAAUGUUAAUGAUAUUAAUAUUGUGACCCUCUAUUUCUCACUUCUGUCUUCAUAUGUAUUGAUCUUGGUAAUGUAGAGGUAGUGAGUGAUCUGUCUCUCGGUAUAGUAUCUUGUGUGGGCAUGUUGUAAGUAAGGUAUAUAUGUUAGUGUAUUUAAAGUGAACUGGGACAUAGGCCCUUCUCGCCGCAAACUAUCGAAUGACAGCCAGCCGGUUGACCGUCGUGGGAAUUAUUAUCACCUGUAACUGUUAUUAUAAUUAUCACCUUUAUUUUUCCUACUGUUAUUAUUUUUACGAGUACCAUUACUAUUAUUUCUAUUUCCUCUCAUAACGUUGAUCAUCAUCCUCUGUUCUAGUGUCAUAUGAUGCUUCUAACAUUAAUUUAUAUUCGUAUACUUUAUUUCUCUUAGAAUAUUUUCCGAGGAUUUUCCUCAUAGUAAUAAUGAAUGAAACUCAGUGUUACUUUACCCAACUCCGUGUAUACGAGCCGUGUAUACUAUACUUAUCUUACCCAACCAACGAAAGCCUGUAGCCAGUGUUAUUGACAUGUGUAGUGUUAUAUAGAAGUGUGACUGAAAUUUAGGUUUAAUCAAAGCCUAGAGUAUUAUCAACAGUCGGGUAUCUUCAUACUUUACUGAACAAAGUGUUUAUUGUUACAGAAAUCUAUGGUAUACCCAGGCACUGUUGCUUUGUCAACUCAUUAGUUGUAAGUCUCAUACAAACACUUAAAGAAGAAAAUAUCGAGGAUUUCAUUUUAUUAUAGUUUAUUUUUCUGUCGUUUGCUUUAAUUAUCAAGAAGUUUCUAUUUAAUUUAUUUGUUCCCAUGAAACAUGAUGUAUUCCUACAUGUAUCCAUUAAUUAAGCUGAUAACCUAAAGUACAUACGGACUGUAUCCAAUUAAAGCGUGGAACCUGAUGACUAGUGUAAAGCAGCCAUUUCUUGGAUUUAGUGGAGCAAUUGUGUUGUACCCUGAUAAUAGUUUUAAUAUUGAUAGGUGUUCUAUAUUUUGUAACCAUGUACACAAAGGUGAGGAGAUAUACGUAACUCUAUACCAAGCAGUAUCAGAACCAAAUAGACGCUUGUAAGUAAUGCAUAGCGCUUUCUGGCUUUCUUACCGUGUCUGUUUACGACGGCCGUCUCUACAUUAGUUGUUAUUGAGACAUGUGCAAUUUACCCUGGGGUAUUUUCACUGUGGGGUUCUUCUCUCUUUUUUUCGCGAGUCACCGAAACGGACCUCAAAAUAUUCCCCAUCAAGCCCCAUUAUUGCCCCAUCUCCCUGUCCCGCCAUCGUCCCCUCGAGGAUAUUGCUGUCACUCACACGGUUUGGCGCUUCGCUCGAACCUUCAAAUGCAUCAUGAUAUGGCAAUAACAACCAAUGUAUCGUAACUUAUUUCCAAUCGUAAUUAUUAUUACUGUACAUUUUACACAUUUUAAAUGCCGCGGCAGCUUUUUUUAUUUAAUUUUACUUGACUAGUGACCUUUUUAUGUUAUCAUUUUUACUUAUUAUUAAUUUCAUUUAGUCCAAGGCAAUAGUUGGUCAACGUAGAGAACAUUGUGACUCAAUUGUGGCUUCCCUGGUAGUUAAGAGGGAACUUUCAUUGUUUUCUCCAUUUUGUUAUUUUCUCUCUGUAUUUUACUUAUGACUGUAAGGUAAAUUGAUAUCCGGCUGUUAUCUCUGCACAGACGUGAGGUGGCCCAGUGGUGUGGCUCAUCCACUUGCCGCCACACACCUCGGUCCAUAACCUAAGCCAGAUCUGCGUCUUUUUUUACCCUUGUGCUCGCUAGUUACCACACAGUUCCAAGUCCAGAGAGAAAACAAGAUCUGCUUUACGACCUGUCUACUCAUUAGGGGUUCUGGGUCCUGUGUUCGCCAUCAAGAACUGAUAGUAUACCAACUAGGGAAGCCAGAUUGGAUUAUAAUUUCAAGGAGAUUUUUUAUAACAUGUAAAGCCUCGCUUACUUCUGAGUGUAAAUAUUCUUUUUUUUUCUAAUUACAGCAGAAGCUCUUAAGGAUAAACAAAGCAAUUCAUGUUCAAGAGGUUAACAAGUUCAGAUGUUUCCUAUCAGCAGAACAUUGUAUUUGAACUAUUGUAUUGAUGACUGGACAAGUAUGUUUAUGUUCGUGUGCCACUCAACAUGUGUCUGUAAAUAGAGAACAACUUCGCAAUACAAACUUUAAUGAAUA